Molecule: messenger RNA, 8259 nt
Organism: Scomber scombrus (Atlantic mackerel)
Lineage: Eukaryota; Metazoa; Chordata; Actinopteri; Scombriformes; Scombridae
Gene: prr36a
Product: proline rich 36a
Exons: 6
Coding region: 293-4888 (1531 amino acids)
Source: RefSeq, a predicted model, not a curated record
CCUGACGCCGCCUGACGCUGCUCAAACGUGGAGGGAAGAACACGGAGAGACACGCUCGCCGCUGAUUGCGCGGCUCUAUUGUUAAUCCGGUGAAAUUUACGGCUCUGCCGACAUAUUUAGUGCAUUUGUACCGAGAGGGAGGGACUGUUUGUUUCUCCGGGAGUCUUCAACCACAGUGUCGGUGGUCGAAAGGACUUUAAAGUGUGAGAGGAACUGUCCAUUUCAAGAGUGUGAACCUCCUGGAUAUAGUUACCAACAGCAGCAACCCCGACGUCCACACAUUUUGGAGGGAAUGAAACCGGAUGGGGUUACUAUGGAAACCACGGAGCCCACUGAAGCUGCAGCAGAAGCAGAACCUUCCGUGUCACAGGACAACAUAACAGAGCAAGCCUCAUCCCAACCAGAGCAAGCCGCAAAUGGUUCAGCACCCAGCGCUGCUCCGAAGACCAAUGGUAAGCCAGAGGCUGCAGAACCCAAAGUCAAACCACAAGCUGCUGCAUUGAAAACUCAAGCCGUACCUAAAACAGCAGGAGCCUCAGGAUCCAACUCCCAGCCCGGUGCUGCGUCACACCGCACAAUGAAUAAUGUCCCCUCUUCUAACAGUAAUUCUGCAAAGACGACCGCAGUCAGGAAAACUGCAGCAGCAACUUCAGCAAAAGCAUCAGCCUCAGCAGCAGGGGCCGUAUCCAAAAGACCAGUGCGUGUAGCACCGGUUUCCUCCACAGUCAAGAACCAAACCAGGGUGCCUGACAAGAAGCCUGUUGGACCAACCAGGACUACGUCUGUUGCUGCUGCCACAGCAACAAAUGGUACCAAAACAGCGGUGAAUGGAGCACCUAAGAGAAAAACAGUGGCUGAGACUGCAGCUAAUGCAGCUAGACCUAAAAACAUGGCUCCUGCCAGCAGACUGGUGUCAUCCACUGCCCCAAAACCCAGCACUUCAACUCUAUCAAAAGCUGAGGGUGGUGCCAUUUCAAAGACCACCAGGACUUAUACAGGUCCCUCAACAUCUCGACCUGCAUCCUCCACAUCCAGGUCCACUCCAUCCACAACUAAGCCCUCCACCACUGCAACAGCCAGAACUGCUGCUUCUAGAGUCACCACAGCACCCCCUACUGGCAGGACCAAAGCAGCACAGCCCCCAAAAACAGCUGCUGUGAAGAAAGAUGUUAGUCGUCCACCCACUACUGCAGUGGCUAAGAGACCAGCAACAGCUACGACGUCAGCUGCUGCCAAAAUACCCGACAGCUCUAAACCCACGGCCACCGUAAAGGUAAACUCGGCCUCCAAAUGGUCUGCAACAACAAAAGCAGCAGAUCCCAAGAUGUCACAGCCCAAAAUUCAACAGCCUGCUAAACUUACUCCCACAAAGAAACCUGGUGUAGCCGCAACUCGGUUUCAAGCCAAUAACAAACUGCCCAUCGGUCGGACCCCUCCUGCCUCUCCAGCCAAUAAACCUGGAAACAGCAGCACCCCUCAGGCAAAAUGUGGAACCAAACCCACUCAGGCUGUCUUACCUUUCACUGCCAUUAAGAAGACCAGUACCACCAAAUCUUUAGCACAGAGUUCUGCUGGUGCUGGUGCUGCUGGUGCUGGUGCAGCGGUAGCAGCUGUGACAGCAGCAACUGUGCUAGCAGAAGUGCAAACAGAGACAACAGUAGCUUUACCACAAGAUUCCCCCGCUGUUGUCACUGCACCAGAGGAGGCCCCUCCCCAAGCCUUGGCCGAGAACAUACCACCAGAGGUGAUACCUCAGGAGACUAUUCGAAGCCAUUCAGCUGCCCCCUCUCCUCCACAAAGCCCUGUCAGGACAGCCUCACCAGAGACCGCUCCGCCCCAGGAACAGCUAGAAAGCAGUGCUCCUCCUUCACUAAUAACACAGGAGCCGGUCUCUGCUCUAGUUGAGCCUACAUUACCACCAGUGGCCUCUCCUCCAGACCCCUCCGAGGCGCUCAUUUACCUGUUAACAGAUCAAACCACCUCCACAUCUAAAGCUCUCCCAGCAGCAAUCCCUCAGCUAGUUCCCCCCACCAAUCUAAAUGAAGAGGAGUAUGAAGAGGAGAAGGACGGAAGCUUGCCGGUUUCUCUGUCAGAAAUGAGUGGGACCACACAGCCCACGGAGGAGUCUCGGCCUGGGUCGGCUGGACCAGCAGGUGGCUCUCUUUGGAGGGCUGGUGGUCCUUUGCUCUCUGAGCUGGACUCUGAGGAGGUUAGUGGCAGCCAGCAAGGUGCGUCUGAAUUGAGCGCCCCCGGGGUCCUUGAGGGCGCAGAGAGCAUGGAUGAUUUGGGAGAUGGCAGUCUGAAAGGAGCCUCAGCAGGCUCACCUGACUUUGAGAAGGUUCCUGACAUUCCAGUUAAUGACUUUGAAGACGAUGACGAUGAGGACGAUGAUGACAAUGAUCGGGUGUGUGACAUGGACGUGGGCUCAGAGCGGAUAGACGAACUGCUGAGACCCCGCCAUGACAAUGAUGUGGUGGAUGAGGAGGAUGACGAAGAUGUGGAGAUGGCCAGUGAGGGGGUGACAGAGAGCGGACUGGAAAGCUAUGGGAAUGCAGAUGAAGAUGACUUUGCAGAGGAUGAAAGGCUGGACAACUUGAACAGGGUGGCCCAGCCGCCCCCUCCCCCUCAGCUGCCAUCCGCCCCGGCUGCACAGUGGGACCAACCAAACCCAUUUGCUGAUCACUGGGCAGGACCGCUUCAGCCACAGCAGCUUCUUGAGCACAUCUCCCAGCCACAGGUGGCAGGAGCGGCUGCAGCGAGCCCUUUGGUAGACCCCUGGCAAGCAGACUCCGAGACCCCGACUCAGUCCCCAGCCCAGCCCUGGCUAGAACUAGGCACUGCUCCUUUUGUUCCUGAAAACCAACAAGUUCACCCUCAUUCCUCAGCCAAGGAUCAAAUGUACAUGGAUCAGCCUGGCCCAGCCCCAAUGCAGACCCUGGCCCCUGCUCCACUCUCUUCCACAGGAAUGUCUCUGUCAAGCACGCUGAGCAGUGAGACCAGCACUCCAGAAGAACUGGGUGACUACAAUCGAGAGGGGAAGCCUAAGCCUCAAGAUUUGCGAGCCCCGGUGCUCUCUCCCCAGCUUGGUUUAGAUGACCAGGACCUGGGCAUCGACUUGGAGAGAGGAGACGGAGAAGGAGAGGAGGAGGCUGAGGCGGAGACCCUGCCUGCUGAUGAAGUCCUUGGAGGUCCUGCGACUGCCCCCACUUCCAACCCCUCGUCCUCCUCAGUAACGGAAGAUGAAGCCAGCGACACAGAGGGAGAAGCCCAGCUGGAUGAUUCUUUGGAGAGUCCAGCUGUCAUCCAUAUGACCUUUGACAGCCAGCCUCCAGCCCAGCGCUGCCUGUCCACUGUGGAAGAAGGCGAGGAGGUUGAGAUGGUGGAAGGGUGCGUCGGCGAAGACACAACCCCACCUUCAGCUACCUCAUUGGCAUCUUAUGGCUUCGACACCAUGACCACAGCUUCGAACUCCAACGCCCAGUCCACAGGGGAGAGUUGCAUCAAGAGUCCUGGCAUCUUCUCCCUGGAGGAGCUGCCUGAGGAGGCCAAGGAGCCCUGUUUCACCCCGCAGCCUCUCACCCAGUCAUGCCUGGCGGAGCAGCAGUACAUCGAGUGUGGGAAGCAGGAUGCAGAGUGUGCUGAGCAUGCAGAGGAGGAAGUGCUGGGGUCAGAAGAAGCCCCAGAUCCUUCAGCAGCUCAGAGCAUUUUGCAGCAACCAGAAGAAAAUCCAGAUGACAUGCAGCCUCCGUACUAUUCAGCUAUCUGUGAAAAGACUGAGAACUCUUUUGCAGGCUUCACUGCACUACCGCAUCCUCACCGCCGCGAUCACUCUACACACCCCAGAACCUACUGCGACAUCGUCAAACCUAUCACCGCUGCGGUUGCCCCCCCGAGGCUGACCUGCGCCGACCUCCCGCCCAGGAACGUUGGGCAGCAGGCGCUCAGUCCCCAGCUCCGCAGGCUGGAGCAGCACCAGAGGCAGCUGCUGGAGCUGCAGCAUCGCAGGGAGCAGCAGAGCAGACCGCUGGAGGAGGUGGAGCAGGAGAGGAAGAGGAGGGAGGAGGAGGAACAGAGGAGGAAGAAAGAGGAGGCUGAAGAGGAAAUAAAGAGGAAUAAAGAAGAGGAAGAGAGGAAGAUGCGAGAGCAGGCGGAGGCAAUGAAGAAGAAGAAGGAAGAAGAAGAAAAGCAGAGGAGAGACCUAGAGAUGCAGCUGCAGCAGCAACAAGAGGAGCUGAAGCAAAGACAGCAAAUUAUGCAGUGGCAACAAGAGCUACAACAGUCUAAUAAAGGUCAAACGGUGCUGCUGUCCCCUUCCUCUGGUCUCUGCACCAUUUAUGAAGCUCUGGAGAACAGUGAUGAAGAGGCUGGUGGUGAAGACGAGGGGAUAAAGGAGCUCAAGCCCAUGAAAGAGAAGAAGGAGCCCAGGCAAGAGAUAGGUCAGGAGAUAGACGAUAACUGUGAAAGGGUGACGUCAGAUGUAGAGGAACAUCAAGACUCUUCACCGUCCAACGAGACCCCCCCUCCUCACCCAGACUCCCCUCACACACCCAGCAAUCUCUCCCAGGAUGAAGACAGCUCCUCUCCUCCAGAUUCUCCUGAGCGACCUCCACCCCUGGACCUGGAUUGGGGGAAGAAGGUGGACAUAGUGCAGCAGCUCAUCAAUCAGACCUUGCUGCUGAAUGGAGACGGCUGCUCCUCCCUGCUGCUGCUGCCAGGGGGCGCAGGAGGCACGCUGAGCCCCCUGGAGAGCAGCCUGUGGCCCAGCCUGCUGCCUCCGCUCACACCUCCCUCUGCCACCGUCACCUCUGUCAGUAGUUUCUCCCCAGAAGCCACUGGGAGUGCCCCACAGGGAGAGUGGACAGUGGUGGAGCUGGAGACACAUCACUGAGGGAGUCACACACAUUAAAUAACACAUCUGUACACACGUACACACAUUAAUGACUAGAAGAAGCACACAUACACAUAAUGUAGAUAUGAAUGCAGAGCAGCUCACAUUUACUGCCCUGUUUCUAUAUACAAAUUGAUAUUUACUUUCAGAGAACAGCCACACAGACUGAAGUGAAUAUAUGGGCGGAGCAGUGUGAAGAAGAAAUGCAAUAAUCAAAAGAAAUUCUUCCAAUACUGAUAUACGUCACCACAUCUGUUCAAGUACAUUGUCUAACUGAUGUGUAUUACCGUCUGAAAGAGAUUGUGAUUGUAGUGUUAUACAAAAUACUUCAGUCCACAAUGAUAUCAAUAAUAUCAAUUUCCUGCCCAGCCCUCUAAAUAGACCCAUAAACAUGUGGUGCUGUAGAUUCACCUAUAUGACAGAUUUCUAACUUUACUGUAUAAACAAGCACAUACAACACACAAUGCCUGAUGGUGCUACAGGUUCCACUUUUUCUUUAAGUUUAUUGAGCUGUUUCUCUGUUUAGUGAUGCAAAAAGGUAAGAAGCUUUCUUGUCCUGAAUUAGACUCUAAGGUAGCAUCCACUGCCAGGUUAUAUACCGCCUACAACAUGCUAAAUAGAGUAAAUGGUCAGGAUUAUCUAGAAGCUGAAGAUGAGAUUAAAGUUUACGGUUGCAGUCAGUUCUAAGGAAAUACCAGUAAAGCAGGCCGACAUUGUAACUUAAGAACAAGUCCUUAACCAGCACUUUAGAAAUUCCCUUUUAAUAUCUCCUAAAUUAUUUGGAUUUUUACAAAAAAAAAAUUCUCCACAAUGAAAACUGUUAAAAACUCAACACUGCCAUUACAAUUCUGGAGACAUUCAAUGUCAUAAAAAUUAUAUUUCUGAGCACCAAGCAAAAUGUGUCAAAUAUGUUUGGUCCGAAUUCUUUGAUCAAAUAUUUACUGCCUUAAAUCAGGAAUCUAUAUGAAGGCAAAACUUUUAUUUUGAUACAUUUUCUCAAAAGAAAAAAGGGUCAAAACAUGCACAUGUUUAAAACCAAUAGUGUUACGCAGCUCUACUUCUUUAUUGAUUUAUUUUUGUCAUAAAUUUGACCUUGAGGCCAUUAAGUCUAAAUGUAUUAGAACCAAAAUAAUUAUGCAAGUUUUGUUUGCGAAAAGCAGGUUGCUCAAAGCCUUCAAACAUGAAAAGAAAAUUCAGACAAUGUAUAACGUAGGUGUCCUCAAUGAUGGUUGUGUCCUUACCUCGGAGUCUCUUCUCAGGUCAAGAAAGUCCUGGGUCUCAUCUCUGCCACCCAGAAACCAGAAGAGACAAACAUAACAUGACACCAAACUUAAACUCAGCACCUCUCUUACCUCACACCCUCAAACACAAAGUAUAUUACAUUUCACCCUCCAAACUCAAACGCACACCAGAAGCUAUAUAACACAAUCCCAUGAUACGUCACUGCUACUGACUAACAGGGUGGAACUUUUCUUCAUGCCAAAUCUCUGUGCCAUGGGUGACCACAUACAUGCACGCACACAAACACGCCGAUGGUGCCAAGGUAAACCGAAGGACAUGGUUUGAUUUUUUGUGUUCCUCACCUGUAGCUCCUUUUAUUUGAGUCCAUAACUGUUUGUACGUGUCGACGUGCGUCCUUUAUCACCUUAUUUUGAUGUGAGAAAACACUGGAGAUGUCUAGCUAUUGAAUAGUGAAGAUCUUGAUAAGGUUGCACUUUUUAAAGUUCUUAAGUUGCUCACACAUGAAAUUGGUCUCAAUUCAAAUUUGUUAAUUAUUGAGGUUUAGAAAUGUUUUAUGUUAGAGUUGGAAGAGAAUCAUCCCAUUUGAUCUCUGAGCUGUUUUGGAUUUGUGAUUUCUUGCCAAAGGUCAGUAUGAUAUGUAAACGUUUGAAACACUGAUGAGGUUUUAGUUUUAUGUACAUAAUUGUGUGAACAGAUGAGAUUUCUUAGUGAUUAAAUACUGCUGAAGGUUAGUUUUUGCAGGAAUGGUAGCCGUCACUGCUCUGUAGCACCACAUUAACGGAUUCAUGGGUGUCGUGUUGCUGAGGUCCUCAUGCUCACAUUUUAGAUGAUGUCACUUCAGUCACACAGACUACAGAUAGAUGACUGCCUUUAAGUUCACAGUGACUGGUCCAUGACUAACUCUGGGUUUUACCCGAUACUGCUGUGAAGGUCAGGGGUCACCUUAUUGUGUGAUAUGAGAAUAAGGAGGAUUAUUAAAAGGGAGGCAAAGCGGAAUAUCAGGAUCUAAUGGGUUUUUUACUGUGUAGUAUUGUUGAAACUGUGAUGAGCUGCAGUACGAAAGUGUGUGUGAGUGUCUGUCUCGCUGGUUUUAAGUGUUCAUAUCUGUGGAUGUUGGCCUGUUGUGUGGAUAAGGUGCGUUUGUCAGUCAGUGUUAUUUAAGGCUGUCAUUUCAAGCUUCACUUUAUGAUGUCACAGGUCUGAAGACAAAGGGAGUCUUUUAGGCCAAAUUUGGUGAUUUCUCACACCUCUUAUAUCUAACUUUUUUUUAACUCUUUUUUUUUUUUUAAAGAAGAAAAAAAAGGCAAUAGACGUGUAUUUCCUCUCAUGUCCAUUUGUGUCUAACAAACUGAAUUAAAAGCAGAAACUGAGGAGCUUAACUGAUACUUGCGACAGACAUCGGAUUUUUCACACUACUGAUCCAGCAGGGAAAAAAUUCCCUUCACCCUUAUUGGCGAGUUUGUCAACUGUCUUAUCAAAGCCUCUGUGUAGCAGGUGUUGAUGCAGAUAUGUUUGCAUUCCCGUACCUUCAGGCAUGACACAUAACGCUCACUGCAUUUUUGACAAAGCUGGACUUUUAAAACUUGCUCUCUUAAACAUCGUGUCUAGUGUUUUUGUAAGCAUUUCUGUUUAUAUUGUUUAAGAAGACUGCUCACUGUAAUGAAGGGAAACCCCACUUACAUUUUGUACUUUAGAGAUUUUAGAAGUAUAGUAGACCUUUAAGAGUCAUAUAUACAUUUUUAUUGCAAUAGAGAAUGAAGGAUGUUGGGUGUAAAUGGUAGAUAUUAUUCUUUCGUUGUUAGUAAAUUGCCUUUCUUAAUGUCCACUCAACAGAGCCAAUGGGCUGAAUGGUUACAAGGUCAACCUGAACACAGUAGGCUGAGUGAACAUAUUUAAUUUGUUAUUUAGGCUCAAAAUGGUUUAAUAAUCUUUCGCUUUGGAUUUUAAUUUAUUGAGAAUGAACUGAGGCCUGUGAGCUCUAAUUUAAAUGGUUUGAUGAACCCGUUAAAAUGAAGUAAAAUUGGGUGUUCUGCCCAAAUCAUGGCAGCUUGUUAUAAAGUUUUUCUUGUUUUCUUUAACUUUCUGGAAAGACAGAAAUCUGUGAUUGUGUGUAAUUAUUCAAAUGCAAU